Labrus bergylta (ballan wrasse) is the source of this 2738-nucleotide messenger RNA. The record is from RefSeq and is a predicted model, not a curated record. NCBI's taxonomy places the organism in Eukaryota, Metazoa, Chordata, Actinopteri, Labriformes, Labridae.
AAUCCAGUCCAGCACAGUCCGUGUCUGUGUUUGCGCAUGUCUGUUUGUGUCCUCCUAUAAAACCAUCUGACAGACAGAGGGGAGCAGAAAAAGGGAGGAACCGCUCAAAUACAAUGAUCUCUGAAGCUGGGAGCGACAGUCUGAAGGCCGAACACUUCCAACCAGAACCGAGCUUCUUCCCGGACUCCCCCGCCUCCUCCUCCUCCUCCUCCGCCGCCUCCUCCCCAGACUCCGGGCCUCGGAACCGCAGGGAGCCGCAGAGCAGCAGCGGCAGCAUCGUCCCGGAGGAGAGCGGCAGCAUCCAGCCGCUGGUGGCCGCCGCCCGCGUCAUGACGUCGGGAGAAUUUAACCAGAGCGGCCCGCUGCUCGCGCACAGAUCCACGCGCAGCCUCAUGUACAAGACUCUGUGCUUCCUGCUGCUCGUCUUCCAGGGCGGGGUCCUGGACUUCUACCUCAUCAUCUUCACGGACCUGUACUGGUGCUCCUGGAUCGCCACGGACCUAGUGGUGGUCUCGGGCUGGGGUAUCUUCUUCAUGAAGAACGCGCGCAGUAAACGGGAGCGCGCCUGCGGCUUCCACCAGAAGAGCUCCAUCUUCGGUUGCAACCUGGGUGAGUUCACCUAUGCCUACCUGGCCUGGCUCAUCUACGUAAUCGCGUGCACCCCGAAGGUGGUGCUGGUCCUGGAGACGUCAAUCCUGGAGCUGAUCGCGCUGAAGGUGCCGUGCGGGCUGACCGGCUUCAAGGUGAUCAUGCUGCUGUCCGCGCCGCUCCUCUUCUGCCUCAUCAACUCCAUCAUCGAGGACCUGAAUGGAGCCACGCGCCACCACGCCCACAGCUGCUUCCUAAGCACGUGCCUGGACCUGCUGGACUGCUUCACGCUGCUGGAGCUGAUGCUUCGCGGGGAGAUCCCCACGGUGUACCUGAAGUACACGGUGCUGUCGGUGUACUUCGUGGCGCUGGCGGUGCCGGUGGUCUGGCUCUACGAGCUCACCGCCUCCGAGCUGCGCUGCCGCUGGCUGUGCGCGCGCUUCCUCACCUGUCUUCUGGUUAACGCCCCCUUGCUGGUGGUGCGCUGCUUCCAGGUGUAUGUGUACAAGCUUCCGGUGUCCGUUUUCAUGUUUAAGAACAUCUUCCUCCUCGCCUGCGGGCUGCUCGAGCUCGUGGAGCAGUGCGUGGCAGUGCGGGGUGGGCGCAAGCACGCGGGUAGCAGCAACACGGCGCAGUUCUCACACUGCGUGUCCGAGAACGACAUGUGUCCGCACGGGUAUGUCAACACGCUGGCCGUCACCCAGUCCUAGAUCCUGGACCGGGUUUAUGACGAGGGAGUGGACCAGUGUGCAGCCUUCAGACUAAACUGGGAACUAUUAAAUCCUGCAGAAAGUUCUGGAUCCCAAUCCGAACCUCUGACUUUGGAUGAAACUCAACAAACCUUCAUGUCAAAUUCUCUUCUCCAGCACUGAAAUCUCCUCCUAACAGGUUCACACUCCAGGGUCCAGCUGACAAAACACAUCAUCUCAGUCAGAUGUUUGGCCUGCAUGAACGAGCACAGAACAUGAACACGGGGAGAGUACCAAAGGACAUUAAAGGAGCCCAUGGUGUCACCAGGAUGUUCCUCCUCCUUUCACGUGAACACUCUUCUGUUGGACUCUCCUCGUCUCCAUGGCAACGACGAUCUGUUGUGUUCAGACAGGAUGUGCUGUUACUGUGCUGUUGAAUCUGUGCUGAUAUAAUCAUGAUAGAUGUGCUGUAGAUGUAACACGGAGCAUUCUGUGCGUUAACUCAAAUAAAUCUGAACAAAUCAAACUGAAACAAGAGAUGCUUAUUUGAGCUCAGAAUAUGUGCAAAGGCCUUUAUUCACAAAGCUUUUAUUGUGAAAGGACAUUUCAUUUUUACACAAACUUCCUGAUCACAAUCGCAUAAAUACUUUAACUCCAUUUUUACCAUCGCUGAACAUCAGAGAAACAGAUGCUCCAGACACUUUGGAGUCACAACCGAAGACUCAACAUGAAACUUUUCAGGUUCAACGUUACAUAACAUCUUUACACUGAGUUAAAUUUAAUGUUUCAAACUGCAAAAAUCCAAGUGCAAAAAGUACAAAAAUCACAAAAAAAUGAAAAACAACCAAUAACUGAUUUAAUGAGUCAUUAAGUUUCACUGUACCAGCCUUCCGGGCUCAGACUUGUGUGGAUAAAUAUGUAAGAGAAGUAUUUAAAACUGAAUCCAUCGACCAGGGAGAAGAUCCAUCAGGGGUGGGCAACUGGCGGCCCGGGGUCCACAUGCGGCCCCCAUCAACCCUCAACGUGGUCCUCAGGUCAAUUUUUACAUAUCAAUGAAUUGGAAACAUGAAGAAAACAUGACAAAUUCUGCCAUGACAUCAUGAAAACCAGAAAUAUGUCCAUAAUAAUAUUUGAUCACUGGUAUAUGUUGAGUUAAAUUUGAGACAUAAUUGACUGUAAUCGUUUUUGUAUCCUAUAAUUUGGCCCUCUGGCAGUUAGAACUAAAUGAACUUGGUCCUUGCUGUGACCAAAGUUGCCCAGCCCUGAUCUAGAAGGUCGAGCCUUUGGGUCGAUGAUGAAAACAAUCUUUAGGUUUAGGAACUGAGUCAACAACCAAACUUGAAAAAUAAAGGGUUAAAGAUAUCAUGAGAGUUAUACAAAUCUUCAACCCACAGGAAGUUGCUGCUUUGACUUGUUGAUAUUUCGGAUUUACAACUUCCAGUCAGUUAUAAAAAAAAAAAA